GCAGCCUAUGACGCUCUUCAUGUAACCUCGUCCAAAAAUAACGAACCGUAUCGGCACGGCGUUCCACCAGCAAUUUCUGCCAUUCGUUAUCAGACCCGUGCGAUGUCAUCCUUAUCUAUGCUCUCGAAAUGUGAGAGAGAGCCUCGUUCGCCGCCUUGGGCUGCGCCCAGCCUGUGGCGUCGAGGCGUAGCCAGGAAGUUUACUGACCCAUAUUCUAGUUACAUAGACGCUAGCCUCAUAUGCUCAGACCCUUAUAAGUGUUCUCCAAUCUUCUGUCUUCACAUAUGUUCAAGAAGUUCGUUUCCGAGGAAAGACUUCUCCUAACAUGGAAGUCGUUUUUGGUGUCCCUGGGCUCAUUUCUCUUGCGGACAUCAUCGUUGGGAGGACAAUCAGGUAUUCUCUUGAGGUCAAGCACGCUGAAGCAAGCAUCGUUGCAUUCUUGGAUGAGACCAAAAUCCUCCUGGGAAUAUUGAAGCAGAUUGAACAUACCUCCAAGUUGUAUCUUGAGCAUGACCUUGUCAUAGAUGCUUCAGUCGGGGAACAUAUUGUUGCCUGCUCCCAGUUACUCACAGAGAUUCGAGACCAAUUACAGAAGGGAGAGCUUCGUAGGAGUCCACUCAAGAAGAUAAAGCGGGAUAUUCUGUGGCCUUUUAAGUCAUCGAAGACCAAAGAGCUUGUGGAACGGCUUGAACGUUCCAAAAAUAGCCUUGCGCUCGCAUUCAGCACUGACAACUGGCAAGUUGACCUAUUUCAAUUUUUGGGACAAAGACUGACGACUGAUCAGGCUGACAAUUCAUAA
Cadophora gregata is the source of this 799-nucleotide messenger RNA. RefSeq lists its product as uncharacterized. The transcript has 2 exons. Lineage: Eukaryota; Fungi; Ascomycota; Leotiomycetes; Helotiales; Ploettnerulaceae. The record is from RefSeq and is a predicted model, not a curated record. Bases 326 to 799 code for a protein of 157 amino acids.